AUCAUUGACUUGUCAUUUUCCUUAUUAGAAAUUAGUUGUCAGAUCGUUAGAAAGCCAACUACGCAUAGUUUGCAAGGGGCCUAAUUUACUGUUAUCAAUUUGUGGCAUUGUUAACCCGUUAGAUCAGAAAUAUGGAUGAAGAAUACGACGCCAUUGUUCUUGGUACCGGUUUAAAAGAAUGCAUUAUCAGUGGUAUGCUCUCAGUAUCUGGGAAAAAAGUAUUACAUGUCGAUCGCAACAAAUACUACGGAGGCGAAUCCGCCUCCAUUUGCCCUCUUGAGGAACUGUUUUCCAAAUUUGGGGCUCCUGCUCCAGAUGAAUCUUAUGGACGUGGUCGAGAUUGGAACGUCGACCUCAUUCCCAAAUUUUUAAUGGCAAAUGGAUCAUUGGUCAAAUUGCUAAUCCAUACAGGAGUUACCAGGUAUCUGGAAUUCAAGUCUGUUGAAGGUAGCUAUGUCUACAAGGGAGGCAAAAUUGCUAAGGUUCCUGUUGAUCAAAAAGAAGCCCUUGCUUCAGACCUGAUGGGGAUGUUUGAAAAAAGACGGUUCCGCAACUUCCUGAUUUACGUUCAGGACUUCCAAAAUGAUGAUCCAAAGACUUGGAAAGAUUUUGAUCCUAAUACUCAAAAUAUGCUUGCUCUAUAUGAUAAAUUCGGACUGGACAAGAACACCCAAGACUUCACAGGUCAUGCAUUAGCUUUAUAUAGGAACGAUGACUAUCUCAAUGAGCCAGCUUUACAAACCAUCAAUCGUAUCAAACUCUAUUCAGAUUCAUUGGCCAGAUAUGGAAAAUCUCCUUAUUUGUAUCCAAUGUAUGGCUUGGGUGAAUUGCCACAAGGUUUUGCCAGGUUGUCUGCUAUUUAUGGAGGCACCUACAUGCUAGACAAGGCAAUAGAUGAGAUAGUCAUUGGUGAAGGAGGUAGAGUAGUAGGAGUGAAGUCUGGCAACGAAAUAGCAAAAUGCAAGCAAGUCUACUGUGAUCCCACUUACGUUCCAGACAGGGUUAGGAAGAAGGGUCAAGUAGUAAGAUGUAUUUGCCUCCUGGAUCAUCCUAUACCAAACACUAAAGAUGCUCUAUCUACCCAAAUCAUCAUUCCCCAAAAACAGGUGGGUCGGAACUCUGACAUAUAUGUAUCACUAGUGUCAUACACACAUCAGGUAGCUGCCAAAGGUUGGUUCAUCGCAAUGGUAUCAACAACUGUAGAAACUGAAAACCCUGAGCAGGAAAUAAAACCAGGCUUAGAUUUGCUAGGAGCCGUACAUCAGAAGUUCGUUUCUAUUUCAGAUUAUUAUGAACCAACAGACGAUGGUCUACAAUCUCAAAUAUUCAUAUCGCAAUCAUAUGAUGCUACUAGUCACUUUGAAAGCACUUGUAUGGAUGUGCUUGACAUUUUUAAGAGAGGUACCGGCGAAGAAUUUGAUUUCUCAAAGAUCAAACGAGAUCUUGAAGACGAAGAACAAUAAGUUGGAAUUGUUCUUUGAAAUUCCAGCUAUAUAUUAUAUAUUGAAAAUUCUUAUGUAGCAUUAUUAUAUGUGCAAAAUUUUCUACUUUAAUUUGCGCCUAGUGAUUUUGGUGCAUACUGCCACCUACAGAAUGUAAUGUUAUACUCAAAGUAUUUGAAUGAACCAAAAAACUCGAAAAUUGCGGUCGCACAUAAUUGUUUUAAAAUUUUUGGUUAGCACUUUUCGAUAAUUGAUUCCAUUGUUUUAUAUUACAGUCAUUGAUGCUCCAUCAAUUAUCAAUUGGUAGAUUCAUCAAUUGAUUUAGGCAUAAUUUAAAACAUGCAUUCCCAAUAUUUAUAAAGAUUGUGCAUUGAACAUUUCAUGAGAGAGCAUACCAUCCUUUUUCAACUGCAAUUAGCAUGAAAUUUUAUUGUACAGGGCUUUAAUUUAACUUUUCCAAAGUGUAUUUCUAGCUUUAUGUUUAGGUGCAUGUUUCUUAUUGUGAAUGUACUUUAGCAAGUAAGUUUCUUAUUUGUUCAAUUGCUUGAAGCGCAAUAACUUGGUAUGUACUUUGGUACCCUAAAUACAAAAAAUCUCAUUCAGAAUUAUAUUUGAUGCUAAAGUAGAUUUCAUUAUUAGUGAAAUUAUUGGUGAUAAGGCACAUUGAAAAUGUAAGAUGGUUCCAAUAAAUCAUUUAAAAAGUAA
Coccinella septempunctata (seven-spotted ladybird) is the source of this 2147-nucleotide messenger RNA. It is a transcript of the gene Gdi, whose product is annotated as rab GDP dissociation inhibitor alpha. Gene Ontology annotation, molecular function: Rab GDP-dissociation inhibitor activity. Gene Ontology annotation, cellular component: cytoplasm. The record is from RefSeq and is a predicted model, not a curated record. Bases 132 to 1463 code for a protein of 443 amino acids. Gene Ontology annotation, biological process: protein transport; small GTPase-mediated signal transduction; vesicle-mediated transport. The transcript has 4 exons. Lineage: Eukaryota; Metazoa; Arthropoda; Insecta; Coleoptera; Coccinellidae.